Molecule: messenger RNA, 1537 nt
Organism: Pseudoliparis swirei
Lineage: Eukaryota; Metazoa; Chordata; Actinopteri; Perciformes; Liparidae
Gene: litafd
Product: Lipopolysaccharide-induced tumor necrosis factor-alpha factor homolog-like
Exons: 5
Coding region: 39-485 (148 amino acids)
Molecular function (GO): zinc ion binding
Source: RefSeq, a predicted model, not a curated record
CGCUUUCUUACAGAUUGGAAAAAAAACAACAGAGCACAAUGAGUGAAGGAAUAAAAGACCCUCCUCCCUACAUCAUUCCAAUUAAGGGUACGGGCCCCGAUGACGUGGUGGUCUACCACACCCACACCCCCUUCACCCCACAAGCGAGCUCAAAUGAAUCCGCCACUCACGCCUCGCAAGUGUACACCAAUGGAGGAGGUCUGGAGACCAGCGAUGGCAAGCGGCGGUUCGUGAGCUACGACGGGGGUCUGGGGAGCAACCCGGGCAUGACCACCUGCACCUCCUGCCAGCAGCAGGUCAUGACCAACGUCACCUACAAGGCCGGCACCUACGCCUGGCUCAUGUGCUUACUCUUCAUCUGCUGCGGAUGCAUCCUGUGCUGCUGCCUGAUUCCUUUCUUCAUGAACAAAUUCAAGGAUGCGCACCACACGUGCCCUCGCUGCUCCAGAGUGCUGCACGUCGACAAGAAGAAGUGCUGCAAAUGAUGAAGACCAAGACGAAGAUGAUGGAGGACGUGCGCCCGUAUAGAAAUAUUAAAAAUAACACCCCCGUUGUAAUGCAGCUCAUUUUCUAUGGAAGCAACAAAAAAAUAUCAGGCAAACGGACUGGGAGUCCACUUUUAUUCUUAUUUCACUUUUAUUAAAUUAACCUAUUUGUGGCCAAACACGAAUAUAUUUAGGAAUGAUGGCAACAUUUGUUAUGAUUUUGAAGUUUUUAAAUCUGGUACGUAAAUACUUUAAGUUGUUUUAGAUCGCAAAGCAAAUGAAAAGUCAUGAUUUAGUCUUUGAAGAAUGAGAAAACGUGUUUGUUAAAUGUUUUUAAUGCAUAUUUGUGCACAUAUUUGAGCUUGUUACGAGUUCACAGAUACCAAACACUUGAUCGAGAGAGAGAGAGAGAGAGAGAAUGAGAGAGAGAUAGAGAUAGAGAUAUAUAGCAAUUUUCUUUUCUAUUUGGGCACAUGGGUCUAACGUUUUUUCCUAAAAUAUGAUGAAAUAUAAAUUAAAAAGUCCUCACAUGUGUCCCAAAGGCGAGAUUUUGUUAAAAAAAACUCACUUUUUUAGCAAAGAAAAGAGAGAGACCAUGAAACACACACAGCUGUGGGCACCGGCUGGUGGAGCACACCCUCCGUCAUGCACUUUGAAAAAAGAAGGAAGAAAACACCCAAAAAACUCUCUAUUAUCCUUUUUUCACAAAACUUCUGCAUAUAUUAUGUCAUUGAAAUGAAGGCUUGUAUAUAAACUUUAUCAAAUAUGUGUUCAAGGGGAUUGUGCAUUUUUUUCCUUUCAUUUUUAAACGAGACAAUUUGACUCCGUCCCAAAAUAAAACCACGAAUUUUGUAGGCUAGUCACAGUUCUUCUUUUGUUAAGUUAGAACAUCUUCAUCUUCAUCUUUACUUUGAGAUGGAACAGAGAAGCAAGAGGCCAAAUGAGUGUGUGUUUUACACUGAGUAUUGUAUAUAUAACCUAAACUUGUAUUACUUGUGUCAUCGAUUGUAUGUACAGUCCUACUGAUGAUCAAUAAAUCACAUAUUCAUCUA